GGUUUCAUUGAGUUUAGGAUAUCAAAUCAAUUGCAAGUUGAUAUAUUUUUGAAAGGAAUGUCCAGCAUCUUUUGUCUGUACGUGUCAUUUUGAGUUGCUUAUCUGGUUUGAAAACAGUUGUACAGUCAGUCCUGCAUUUGUAGCAUGUAGGAGCAGGUUGUGACGCAACUCUGCAACUCUGAAGAAUACGUUUUUAAAAAGGUGAUGCUUUUGUGACUCCUGGCUGCAUGAAGGAACCAAUGGAACCUAUACCUGUAUGUGCUACAACAAAAAGUUCUCAAUUUGGGUGUUAAAGAUUUUUUGGUUGUUUUUCAUUUUUAAGGAGUUUUAAUUGAGCCAUCAUGGGUGAAUGGAGUUUCUUAAGCAAGCUAUUUGAAGUCCUUAAAGACUACACCCCUAUGCUGGGACACUUUUGGCUUCUUCUCAUGCUGAUUUUUCGCAUCUCGAUUCUCGGAACAGUGGCCAGUGACCUAUUCCAGGAUGAACAAGAAGAAUUUGCUUGUAACACCCUUCAACCUGGAUGCAAGCAAGUGUGUUAUAACUUGGCAUUCCCAAUUUCCCAGUACAGAUUUUGGGUUUUCCACAUUGUUCUGAUUGCUACUCCUUCUUUGCUUUUUCUAAUGUACCAUCACCAUCACAAGAACAAGAGUGAUACAUCCACCAGCAAUCAAAGUAGUUGCAUUGACUACAGAGAGGUCAGGAAACAAAGGUUCUACUUGGUCAGUGUGGCUUUCCGACUUGUUGCUGAAAUUGUCUUUUUGGUUACACAGUGGUUGGUGUAUGGUUUCAAAGUUGAAGACCGUUUCCCGUGCAUGCAAUUCCCAUGCCCUUACACUGUAGAUUGCUUCACAUCACGUCCUACUGAAAAGACAAUCUUCCUAUGCUUCUACUUCGUUGUGGGGCUGGUGGCAGCAAUUUCCAGCUGUGCAGAACUGUUUUACAGCUCAUUGAAGUGGUUUUGUACAAGCCAGGAGCACGAGCAAGACUGUGACUGUCAAAAUCGGCACAAUAUUAAGCGGGAGGGUGAAGAGGAGAAGCUUCAAGUGAAUGUCCAAUGUGCCAGCAAUGUGAAGCUAAAGGGGGCAUCUCUGAGUAGUAACACACCCAGAAAGAUCAACAAUCCUAGACAGAAACAUAAGCCUGGAAGGUUUGUGAGCACAAGAGCUCUUACAGUAUAACUUACUACUACUACUACUAGUACUACAUCCAUAGCAUACUCCAUACAACUGUUCAACAACUCACCCUUAUGUAAUAGAUAACUUUAUGUCUUGUCCAAGUCACCAUUUUCAUCUUUGUUGUUUAUUCUUACCUCACCACCACCUUUUCUAUAAUGCCUAUAUUUUGUAUUUACUAUAUUUUAUUUUGUUCGAUUUGUACAUAAACAUGUCUGUAUAUUUGUGCCUUUUUUUCUUUACUGUUUUUUUUGCUACUUUCAUUAUUUUUAAUUUUGAGUUUUAUUUUCCGCUCUUUGUUGUUCCUUUCUAAUGUGCGUGCUGUGUAAUUUCUCUUGUGGAUCAAUAAAGUUUGUCUGAUUCUGC
This is a messenger RNA of Periophthalmus magnuspinnatus, 1538 nucleotides long. Its product is annotated as gap junction delta-3 protein-like. The coding region runs from base 342 to 1178 and encodes 278 amino acids. Gene Ontology annotation, cellular component: connexin complex. Gene Ontology annotation, biological process: cell communication. The transcript is spliced from 2 exons. The record is from RefSeq and is a predicted model, not a curated record. Lineage: Eukaryota; Metazoa; Chordata; Actinopteri; Gobiiformes; Gobiidae.